GCGGUUGAUAGCCUGUGUUGUGGGUGCGCAGUGCGCAGUCAGGGAAUGCAAAUCGAAAAGUAAAUACGCGUAUGCUUGUGCGGCAUUUAGUGUCAGCAAAUAUAUAAGUGCAAAAUCAAAAAAGCUUCCCCGAAAGCCUGAUAAACCGUCAAGAACCAAAGAAACACAAAUUCGCAACAACUACCAAUCAAGGCCAGCUAAGAAUGCGCGAAUCUCUUUGCAUACGUACAUAUUCAUUGAGCGUUAUUCGGGCCUAGCACACGUCGAACAGAUCGGAGGAAGAGCAUUAGGCACCACACGAAUAGUAAAAUGGGUGUCACCGAAUCGAACGAAUCGCAGGAGGAUCGCGUGGGCUAUGUGCGCAUUCAGGAUAUUCCACAGUUGAAUCAGGAACAUUGUCGAAUGCGCGAUCCGCAGCGUGUGGAACGGAUUAUCAACGAGUUUGUCUGCGGGGGACCGGAACGAAUGCAGAUAGUAUCCGACUUUGAUUACACGAUCACGAAGCAGCGCACGGAUGACGGCGUUGCUGUGCCCUCGAGCUUUGGCAUCUUCAACUCGUGCAAGUCCCUGCCGGACAACUUCAAAGAGGAGAUAGACAAGCUCUUUCACAAGUACCAUCCCAUCGAGAUUGAUCCGCAUAUGCCGAUACCCGACAAGGUGCAGUACAUGAUUGAGUGGUGGACGCAGUCGGGCAAACUGGCCAGUGGCUUCGCCUUCGAUCUGGCCGAAUUGGAUCAAAUGGCUGGCCAAUUUAAGCAUGCGCUACGUGACGGAACGCAUGAGCUUUUCGAAGCACUGCAGCGUCUGCAAAUUCCGGUUCUCGUCUUCUCCGCCGGCCUGGGCAACUCGGUGGUGUCGCUGAUGCAGCAGGCGAACAUCAUGCAGCCGAAUGUAAAGGUCGUUUCGAACUUUCUGCGCUUUCGGGAUGGCCUACUGGACGGCUUUCAGGAGCCGAUGAUUCACAUUUUCAACAAGAACGAAACUGUGCUCGAGGGCGGUGAAUAUUACGAGUUGGUACAUACGCGUGAUCAUAUUAUUGUCAUGGGGGAUUCCCUGGGCGACGCGGACAUGGCGGCCGGCGUGCCAGCGUCCUCGCACAUUCUAAGGAUUGGCUUCCUCUUCCACCACGUAGAGGCCAACAUGGAGAAGUACAUGAACGCCUUCGACAUUGUGCUCGUCGACGAUCAAACCAUGAGUGUGCCUCAAGCUCUGCUCGCGCUCAUCGACAACCGUCAUCAAAUGCGUCACCCACACGCAAGCAAUGGAACAGCUUCUAUACAAGCUUUGCCGAAUGCUGCACUGUGAAAUGGAUAUUCGAUUGCUUUCCUAUGGGUAAUUUGGAUUUGACGGUUAUUAGUGAGAAUACAGAACAGAAUCAGAAGCUACUAAUUAGACAGUUUAGGCUUAAAAGGUCCCUCAUCCGAUUCGAAAAAAAUUGUAACAUGUAAAAAUAAAAUUGAUAUUUUAUUAUCAGUUUUUCAGAGUUUGGUAAUUGCUCUCUAUAUGUAUGUACGUGGAUUUACAUACAAAUAGACUAAUUCAUUUGUAUCUAAAACUCAUUCCAAUUUUAUUAUCAGGCUCUCUAAAAUUCAGUUAAGUCUUUAUAACUUAUGGAUGCAUAUAUAGUAUAUAUUUGCACACAUUUGAUUUUGUUUAUUUAAGCUAAAAUUAGCGUCUUACCUAGUAAUUUUACAAAAAUUGUACUUGAGUAGACAUGGAAAUAAAUACCAGACUAUACCGAUUCGCA
Messenger RNA from Drosophila mojavensis, 1747 nucleotides. RefSeq names its product 7-methylguanosine phosphate-specific 5'-nucleotidase (gene cN-IIIB). The coding region runs from base 310 to 1305 and encodes 331 amino acids. The transcript is spliced from 2 exons. Gene Ontology annotation, molecular function: 5'-nucleotidase activity; magnesium ion binding. Gene Ontology annotation, cellular component: cytoplasm. NCBI's taxonomy places the organism in Eukaryota, Metazoa, Arthropoda, Insecta, Diptera, Drosophilidae. The record is from RefSeq and is a predicted model, not a curated record.